This is a messenger RNA of Lycium ferocissimum, 4176 nucleotides long. Its product is annotated as DNA repair protein RAD51 homolog 4. The coding region runs from base 1795 to 4173 and encodes 792 amino acids. NCBI's taxonomy places the organism in Eukaryota, Viridiplantae, Streptophyta, Magnoliopsida, Solanales, Solanaceae. Gene Ontology annotation, biological process: DNA strand invasion; telomere maintenance; DNA integration. Gene Ontology annotation, molecular function: ATP-dependent DNA damage sensor activity; four-way junction DNA binding; ATP binding. The transcript has 3 exons. Gene Ontology annotation, cellular component: centrosome; replication fork; Rad51B-Rad51C-Rad51D-XRCC2 complex. The record is from RefSeq and is a predicted model, not a curated record.
UUUCAUGAAUAUCUUUUUUUUAUGUGUAUUUUAAAAGAGCCUUCCUACCUAGGCAGGCUAAGUUGUGGUAUAAUUUACCCUCCUAGAUCACAUUGUGAGAUUUCACUGGAUAUAUUAUUGUUGUUGUAUGUGUAUUUCAAAAGAAUGUGUUUUUUACUUUUGAAAAAUUUUGGAAAAAAAAAAAAAAAAAAAAAGAAAGAAGAAGUUAGAGGGCUCCGUUGCAUUUACCUCAUUUUUGCAAUUAUUAUUUAUUUAAACAGGUUCUUUGUCGUCAAUUUUUUAUUUUAUUUAAACACUCCAUUUCAUGGCGUUACCUCCAAUCUUCUAUAAUAACCCGCCAAAGAAGAAAAGACUGCAAAUUGAGAUUUGUUAGUUAGAAACUAGCAUUGGAAAGAGAAAAAAAAAAUAAAAAAUCUAUGCCGCUAUUAAGCUCAUUGGAGUGUGAUUAUCCAUUAAUCGACUCCGAUUUCUGCAAAUUCUGUGCUUCUCACGCCAUUCUUUCAGCUCCGUUCAUGGAGUUUACUUAGAUUCGAAGCAGUUUAGGCUUGAGUCAAAAAUAAGUAAUAGAUAGACUUGCUGGUUCAUCGAAGAUCAGUUAAUUCGUAUUACAAUGGCGAAUGGUGUAGUGAAUGAAUCACAAACUCGAGCAGCAACUGGAAAUCCGCAGAUGCACAACAACUUGAAUGAAUCAACUGCAAAUGUAAGCAAUUCUGCAACAAAUGCAUCAGGAUCAAAUGUCGAUCAUACACAUCUUUUGUACGUUCAGUCGACUGAUACACCAGGUAGCUCACUGAUAACAUUACAAUUAAUUGGCUCAGAAGAAUUAUGCUUUAUGGAGUAGAUCUAUGCGUAUUGGAUUGCUAGGAAAAGGAUAACUAGGAUUCAUUGAUGGUAGAUAUCUUAAAAAUAGUUGUCCUUCAGAACUUCAUGAUUUAUGGGAAAAAUGCAAUGCUGUAGUGUUGUCAUGGAUUAUGAGUGCUGUUAGGCCUGGUUUGCUGAGUUGUGUAGUGUAUGCAUGUGAUGCUCAUAAGGUAUGGUGUGAACUGAGGGAGAGAUUUGACAAGAUAAAUGGAUCUCAUGUGUUUCACUUGCAUAAAGAGAUUCAUACCUGUGUCCAAGGAACAAUGUCAAUAUCUGAUUAUUUCUCAAAACUUAGAGAUUUUUGGAAUGAGUUUGAUGCUAUAAUGCCAUGUCCUGGUUGUUCAUGUCCUGAGUCAAUCAAGUUCAUAGAACACUUUGAGUAUCAAAGGCUGCUACAGUUCCUAAUGGGACUAAAUGAGUCCUACUCCCAAGCUAGAGGACAGAUCCUUAUGAUGUCUCCCACUCCAAGUUUGAACAAAGCAUAUUCACUCAUGAUAGAUCAGGAAAGUCAGAGAAGCUUAGCUAGUACUGCUUAUGCUAGCAUAGGUCCUGGUGUGAUUGAAGGCACAACUUUAUUUAGUCACAAAGGACACAGUAUUGGAGGUGGUCACACUGGUGGAAGUGGACCAGGAGGGGGAAACAAUGCACCAGGUGGAGGACAUUAUGGCAAUCAUCAAGUGAAGGCACAGAAACAGUUCAUUAUAUGUGAAGUGUGUGGGUACAAGGGACACACAAAGGAUCAGUGCUUUAAAAUUGUUGGCUAUCCACCUAACUGGAAGUCUAAGAAGAAGAAUGGACCAUAUGCUAAUCAAAUAGCAACCACACAGCCCAUAGCACAUAUGCCUCCACCUCAAGGGCAAACACUUACAGCUGGCUUCUUCACUCAAGACCAAUACAAGCAGAUCUUGCAGAUGCUCACUAAAGGAGGAGACAAUGCACCAGCUGAACACUCUGCCAAAGCUGCUGCUGCAGGAUCUCUACACUGGACAGGUCAGGGGGAUUGGUAGGGAAGAAUGUGGCCUCUAUAUACUAAGAGAAGGAAUAAAUCAAGCAGCACUUCAGGUGUUACAUCAUCAGUCAGCAAUUCAAGUACCAGUUACAUCUACAAGUGAUAUUGCCUAUGCAGUUAAUAAUGCAUCUAUUUCUAGUAGUUCUUUGUGGCAUAGAAGAUUAGGACAUGCUCCUGUUGAUAUAAUAAAGAAGCAUGACUGCUUUAAAAUGCUGAAAGUUGCUGAUCAUUUACAUUGUACUGUUUGCCCUCUUGCAAAGCAGACAAAACUAGCUUUUCCAUUGAGCUCUCAUGUGUCACAUGCUGCAUUUGAACUGAUUCAUUGUGAUAUCUGGGGUCCUUAUAGGGUGCCUACUCAUAGUAAUAAAAGGUAUUUUGUGACUAUAGUGGAUGAUUACUCAAGAUAUACUUGGAUUUUUUUAAUAACAUGCAAAUCAGACACUGUUGUAGUAUUGAGACAAUUCUUCACACAAGUGAAGAACAUCUUUUCUACAUCUGUCAAAACUCUAAGGACAGAUAAUGGGGGUGAGUUCAUUGGAAGUGCAUGUCAGGACUUGUUGAAUGAAUUUGGGAUCUAUCAUCAGACCACAUGUGUGUAUACACCUCAGCAAAAUGGCAUUGCUGAGAGAAAACAUAGAACCAUACUUGAUAUGGCAAGGGCACUGAGAUUUCAAGCCUCUAUUCCUUUAAGGUUUUGGGGUGAAUGUGUGGUAACUGCUGUAUAUCUGUUAAAUAGACUUCCCUCUAAGAUUCUCAAGUUCAAAUCCCCCUUUGAACUCUUGUACAAUCACCCUCCCUCUCUAGAGCAUCUGAGGGUAUUUGGGUGCUUAAGCUAUGCAGCAUGCCCAAAACUAGUUGACAAACUGUCCCCUAGAGCUAUCCCAGUUGUCUUUCUUGGUUAUUUAUCCAACCAAAAGGGAUAUCUUUUGUAUGAUCUACACUCCAAACAAUUCUUUAUAAACAGACAUGUAGUGUUCCAAGAGAACAUCUUUCCUUUUAAGCAUAUGCAAACUGCCUCAAAUCCCAUAUUUCCCGUCCUGGAUCUACUUUCCCCUGAGCUAAAUAAUACUAAUACUCCUUCCACUGAAUCUGUAUCUUCUUCACCUAUACAUACACCACCCCCAUCUGAUAUGUUUACUACAUCAGAGUUAUCUCCACAAACCUCACAAGUUCCUAGUGACUCUCCUUCACCUACACCUAGUCCUACAGUAGCUCCUGUUGCCACCAGACAAUCUUCCAGACAAAUUAAGCCUUCCCUAUGGAUGCAUGACUAUGUCAUGACCUCUACUUCCAACUCCUGCCUAUAUCCUAUAUCAAAUCAUGUCUCCUACCAACACCUGUCACCUGCUUAUCAGCAUGCUCUAUCAGCUUACUCUACUUUCAUUGAACCAACUUCCUUCAAAGCUGCCUCUCAGGAUCCUAUGUGGGUUGCUGCAAUGCAACAAGAAAUAGCAGCCCUUGAAGACAAUCACACUUGGAGUUUAGUUGACUUGCCACCAGGAAAAAAGCCCAUUGGUUGCAGGUGGAUUUACAAGAUUAAGUACAAGUCUAAUGGGGAAGUGGAGAGGUUUAAAGCAAGGCUAGUUGCCAAGGGGUAUAGCCAGAAGGAGGGUCUGGACUAUGGUGAAACAUUCAGUCCUGUUGCCAAGAUGGUCACAGUUAGGUCAGUCAUUGCUUUGGCUGCUGCUAAGCACUGGUUCAUCUAUCAAAUGGAUGUCCAUAAUGCCUUUCUCAAUGGUGACUUAGUUGAAGAGGUGUAUAUGCAAGUUCCUGAGGGGUUUGCCAGACAAGAGGGGAAUACUAAGGUCUGCAAACUUCACAAGUCACUAUAUGGCCUCAAACAGGCUCCUAGACAAUGGAAUUUGAAGUUAACUGAGUCCUUAGUGCAAAUGGGAUUCCAACAAAGUCACUUUGAUUACUCACUGUUCACUAGGAAGUCUGGGAGUGACAUUGUCAUUAUACUAGUAUAUGUUGAUGAUCUUCUAAUAACUGGGAACAAUGUUAAACUAUUAUGCAGUACUAGAAAAGACUUACAAAACAGGUUCAAAAUGAAAGAUUUGGGAGAGUUCAAGUUCUUUCUAGGCAUUGAAUGUGCAAGGUCAAGCAAAGGUAUUGUGUUAUCACAAAGAAAAUAUGCCUUGGAGCUGAUAGCUGAGUCUGGUCUAGGAGGAGCCAAAAAUGCUAGUACACCACUUGAGCUGAAUCAAAAACUCACUUCAGUUCAGUAUGAUCAAUGUGUUCCAAGCAGUAACAAGAUGAGCAAGGAAGUGAAAAGGAUCAAAGUAAGGAAGAUCAAACAGUAGUCA